UACAUGACGCCCAGUCCCGAUGAAGCGCUUCACUUUCGCGGAAAGACUCUGACUCCGGAAAGCCCUCGACCGCUGCAUAUUCCGGAGCCAGCCAAUAUUCCAGUCCUAGAGAACCAAAUGGAUCCUGUUUUCAACGAUACUUCGACAUAUGAACCGGUACAUAAGGCAACACAUGGAUGGUCGCACGGAGGAUUACAUGGUCAGGGAGGACCACGUCAGAACCAGGAUUCAGGUAGUUCUCAUGGCUUGAAUGCGCAAUAUGGAAAUGUUUCUGCGCUAUACUACCCUUCAAACUCAGGGUCGGGGACCGAAAAUUCUGGCCAUCUGAACUCCGGAUUCUCUCUCCCCGAUCCCUCUUGCUCCUACGUUGCUCCGGUCGAUCCGGUAUCCCAAGGCUUUGCCACUGCGAGCGAAGUAGAGAACACCCAAAUUUCGGCGCAGUCGAGAAUGCCGGGGCGCCUAAAUGAUGAACAGGAUUCGGGGUCUACCACGGGCGGAGUCAAUUUCCAAAACUUACUUGACAAUCUCUCUCACUCUGACCCUGGUGCAACCAUGGCCGGGGUUCCUCCAGUUGACACCUCGUCCUUCCACCAAGCACCAGUUGACGAGCCUAGCCAAUCCCAGGGCGUUUCUGCCCACCAUGCCCAAGCCCAAUCUAUUCAACCCCAUCACACCCAUAACGAGGUGGCAUAUCAACAACUUCCAUCAGCCCAUGGCGCCGCCAAUGCACCCCACGCAUUCCCAGCCCACAGUAACACCCAAACGCAGAGCCAGUCCCAGCCGUAUUCCAUUGCCGGAACGAGCUCGGCUGGCAACAAUCUACUCCCUCCCACUUCAGGCUUCCAGACCCCAUCUACUGGACCUGAAUCUCAGCGCUCCUCCCAAGAACCCUCUGUGCAGGGACUCAAGAAAGGCCGUGUGGAUAAACAGGGCCGACCAAUCAAGGGCAUCGACGAUGAUUCGCCUUGGGGACCUGAGGUUCAAAAGAAGUAUGACGAGUUCCUGCACGAUGAGCGGAUCUAUGUGACCGAGGGUCUUUGGGAUCGAUUCCCAAUGGGGUCCAGGCUGUUUGUUGGCAACCUCCCUACCGAAAGAGUGACCAAACGAGACAUGUUCCAUAUAUUCCACAAAUACGGAAAACUUGCUCAGAUUUCAAUCAAGCAGGCUUACGGGUUCAUACAAUUUUUGGAGGCGAGCUCUUGCCAUGCGGCUCUAGGUGUCGAACAGGGCGCUAUCGUGCGGGGCAGGAAGAUACAUCUUGAAAUCUCAAAGCCUCAGCGAUCAACCCGGCCUGCUCAAGCAUCAGAGGCCGCCCGUGCACCCCCGCCCCGUCGCUCACGGUCGCCGGAGUUCAGCCGUUCCGGUCCUGCACGAAACAAUGUCCGAGCCCCAGGCGAUCGUUACGAACGGCCGAAACCCUAUGAGCCAAGUCGAUUGCCAUUUAGCGAUUUCCGUGAUGAACCUUCCCAUCGCAGCAGGCGUGACGAUUAUCGGCCGCGGUCCCCUUCGCCUCGACCUCCUUUCCGGGGGCCAGAGACGGUUAUCGGUCGCGCGACAGAACCCCAGAGAGAUUCGACCGCCGCGAGCGCAGACGCUCCCGUUCGCCGCGCUCUCCUCGCUCCCCUCGCUCUCCCUACUCAAGAGAUCGACGCUAUCGCAGCCUCAGCCCACGUCCCCGCGGGGUGUAUGAAGGUGAAGCAGAUUUGCCAGUGCCGCGUCGAGUUCCGCGAGAUGUACCAGAGGUGCAGCUCCUUGUGCUGGAAGAACUUGACAGGUUGGUUGCGCUUAAACUUUGUUCUUCAUGUAGAAAACGCUUUCCGUAAUCGUGGAUUGCGUGUGGAUGUCUUGGUGCUUGGCCCUCGGAUUCCUCUUGGCGCAGCUGUUCAUCGCCAGUUCAUCGAAGGUGUUCUGGCAGUCGUCCGCCUUUCUCGUCCAAACCAAGUUUCUCGUAAGAUUCCUUUACAGCUGUUUGACCGAACGGCUGGGUUGGAUAACGUCCGAUUCCUUGAUUACCCGGAACUCGAGCCCAACUUGUCCGCUGAACUCCUGAGUCACCAGGCCCAGGCAAUGCAGCGAGGAGCUGCUCCGACUGCAUUUACACCUAAUCCCGCUUUUGGUGUCCCUCCCGUGCAGGCCAUGCCACUUCCGACUCUCUCGAAUCCUCCCAACAUUGCAAAUCUCAUUGGCUCCCUGGACGGCCCUAGCCUUUCGUCCCUAUUGUCGGCACUUCAACGACCUCCGCAUUCGCAACCUAUGUCUGCUACACAAUCACCAUUCUCCUCACCCAACCCACCCCCAGCUGACCUAGCCAGUCUUCUGACCAACGCACAACGGCCUCCGCCCAUCCCAAAUACCCACCAGCAACCCCUCCCCAGUCCACCAUUUAAUCUCCAGCCUCCAAAUGCGCCUAUCGUUACAGACCCAACCCUACUUUCGCUUUUGGCCAAAGGCCUAGGCGGACAACCACAGCAAGGCCAGGCGCCUACAAGCCCCCAGGUACAGAACCUGAUGCAUCACCUUGCGAAAUGGAAGCAAUGA
Penicillium soppii is the source of this 2538-nucleotide messenger RNA. RefSeq names its product putative RNA-binding protein (Nab3). Gene Ontology annotation, molecular function: RNA binding. The record is from RefSeq and is a predicted model, not a curated record. The annotation marks the transcript as partial. NCBI's taxonomy places the organism in Eukaryota, Fungi, Ascomycota, Eurotiomycetes, Eurotiales, Aspergillaceae. The transcript has 5 exons.